Messenger RNA from Leguminivora glycinivorella, 5470 nucleotides. RefSeq names its product NACHT and WD repeat domain-containing protein 2. The transcript has 26 exons. Gene Ontology annotation, molecular function: protein binding. The record is from RefSeq and is a predicted model, not a curated record. The coding region runs from base 179 to 4204 and encodes 1341 amino acids. Lineage: Eukaryota; Metazoa; Arthropoda; Insecta; Lepidoptera; Tortricidae.
GGUGCGGGACGGGACCAAUCGAUUAUUCGCCGUCGCGCGCUCGGCCGGAGUGGACGAGUGUUUAAAUUUAGAAUUUCGGGGGGAAAAACGAUCGCAAAGCCGGGAAAUGAGUGGUUCAAAAUCGUCAGUUAUUUGUGAUAGAUGUGUUUAGUGAAGUGCAGUGUGGCAUAGCGGCGGCAUGGGCAACUCCUGCAGCUCCGGACAGGCCCAUAAGGACAAGGACAGCCAGUCUCAGCACUCUGAAGAGUACAAGUUGAAAUCAUCAACCGGGAAUGAAAGGUCACCGUCCUACCGCCAGCGAGCGAAAGAGAGGGAAGACCAACCCGCGCCGACGCAGCUACUGGAACCAGCGCCCGCGCACCGGCCACAGUUGAAGGGACCAAGACCAGUCGGCUCCAGUGUGUCCGACUCCAUCUCCCUGUCUUCUCCAGUGACGUGCGCCUCCCCCCGCGAUGCCGAAGGCCCCCCCAUGCCGAGUGGCGUGGCGUCGUUGCCAGAAGACCAUAGGGCACAACUCCUGGGCCGACCUCAGCAGAGGACGAGGCGGAAGAAGGCUAUGCUCAUUUAUGUCUGUGCUGCGGAUUCACAAGACUGCUGCGCGGAAAAAGGCGCACUUCAAUGCGGUGCGGCGGCCCGCUUGCGGGUGCGGGCGCGCCGCCGCGGCUGGCGGAUCCACGUGGCGGAUCUACACUGGCGGUCGCCGCUCGAACAACAGCGGGACCAUCGCUUCCCAGUGCUGUGUAUAGCUGAACUUGCACGUCAGUCGGAGCUCGGGGCAGUAGUGCCAGUGUUGUUCCUCAACUCUGGCCUGGGCACGCCGCUGUUACCUCACACACUGGAAUGCGCCGAUUUUAAAGCGGCAUUAGACGCCGCUCAAGACGAGGCUGACAAGACGCUACUCAACAAAUGGUACAGCCUAGACGAGAGCAGGACGCCGCCAUGCUACCGUCUCGUUCGCGGCGCGCCUGCGCGCUGGCGGCGCGAGAUGGCGAAGGCCCUCAACGUGUUGGUGCGGACCUUACCUCAGGAGGCUUGUGACGCGUACCUCACCACCGUAGUAGAACAGGAAGUCCAGCACACAGUGCUGUUGAGCGUGGAGGCGGCGCGGCGCUGCGUGUGGGUGUGCCGCGCCGGCGCCGCCGCCGCCGCCGAGAGCGACGCGCCGGACCCCGCGCACCACCAGGAGCUGACGCGCCGGCUGCAUAAUCUACAGAAGGACUUGAAGCUUCAUCUGAGCGAGCGCAACAUAAUCCGAGCGUCGGUCCGCGGGCGCUCCGCCCCCGGCGGGGAAGACGAGUACACUGAAGGCGUGCGGUCAGCGCUAGGCGAGCGCCUGGAUGCACUGCUAGACACGCUUAUAGGCGAGAGUGAGGCGCCUGCUGGUGUUAACGGGAUACCGACCAGCUUGUUUGAUGAGUUGAACGAACACCUCACCUUCUGCCAAAAGUCUGCUCAGAGCACGUCCAACCGAGAGAUCACCCUUAAUGAACUUAAGACAUACGUGACAGGCGACAGUCAAGUCCCACUGGCGUUGAUAGGGGGCGCUGGCUGCGGCAAGGCCACUUUAGUAGCGCGAGCGGCAACACUGGCUCCUACUUGGCAACAGGAUCUAGCAGUUAUCAUCAGAUUCGUGGGUCUGACUCCACAGUCGAGUAGCUCUCACCAGCUGCUCAAAUCCAUCGUGGACCAGUGCCACGUACUGCACGCUGGGACGCCAUAUCGUGGCAGAAAUGACGUAGCAUCGCUCUCAGCGGCGUUACCAAAACUACUCGGUGCAUUGGGAAGAGCCCGGCCGGCGUUACUAUUAGUAGUAGGAGCAGACGCGUUGCGCGGCGCACGCUGGCUACCUUCACGGUUGCCAGGCAACGUGAAAAUGAUCGUCACAGUCACUGAAGAAAAAGAUGAGCCCUCAAGCUCAGCUAUAAUGGCGGUCCUCUCGUCCGAGGAUGGGCCAAAGGUCGUCCGAGCGCCCCCUGUCGGCGCCGAGGAGGCGCGCGCCGUGCUCGCGGCGUGCGCGGCGGCGUACAGCAAGACUGGGGCCGCCUCGCCUCCUGAUGCCGCUGUCAAGGCUGUGCAGAAGUGCACUAUACCACUCUACGCUAAGAUCCUCGCCUGGCAAAUCUCCCUCUCCGCUGAAACCUUCACCGAGCAAUCGGAACCAGAAACAGCUCCAGAGCUCGUCAUUUGCGAGGACCUGGAGGGCCAGCUGACGCAGAUCCUAAUAACCACUGAGGCGGCGCUGGGCGCGGAACGGGUUAAGACGUGUCUGGCGCUGCUCACGGCGGCGAGGAGGGGGUUGGAUGACACGGAGAUACUGGAUAUGCUGGCGCAUGAUGAGCUGUUUAGGAGCGAAGAGACUUACUUACCCUGGGCACCCGCGUCCCUAUUCUGGCCGCAGCUGGCAGCAUUGCUGUCGCCAUGGUUACGCUGGGACGCGCGUGGCGCGGCGCGGUGGCGUGACGCGGCACUGGCGGGCGCCGCACGCGACAGAUAUCUACAGGAUUGCGAGGACCAAGUGCGAAGGACUUUGGUGGACUACUACGAGGGUGUCUGGUACACGGAGAACGACCCAAAGAUGGCCGGCCGGCUUAUAUCGCAAGAAAACAAAUUCUCAGACGAAUGCUACAACACCCGAAAACUGGACGAGCUGCCAUUCCAACACUACCACCUAUCCAAGAACGACCCAGAGUCCUUCGCCACUCGACCUUACUUCACCGAACUGAGCUGGGUGCACGACAAACUAGCGGCCACGGAUUGCGGGCACUUUCUGGAAGACAUCGCUUUAGUGCACUUAGACCCGCUGCCCGAGCAUAUUGAGAUACUUAAAGAGGUGUUCGAGCACCACUCCUACGCCCUAGAUUACGACCACCGACAAUUCUACGGCCUCCUCCGCACCACAAUGGAGAAACGCCAACGAGAAGGCACAGAGAUCAAAUCCAAGAUCGUCCACUCCUGGGUCGAAGAGAUCUGGGAACCACCCAUCCCUACCUUCUUCCCGGCUAAUGAGGAGUUCUGGAGGAUUGUGGAGACGAAGGAGAAAAGGGAUCUGGCGAUGGUGGCAGGGUUUGAUAAUAAGACGUAUGAUCUGAUCGUGAGGUUUGACACGAGGGGGAAAUUUGUUGCGACGGUGUCUACGGAAAGGGAGGAGAUUUGCGUUUGGGAUGUUGCUCAAUGCAAACUAGUAAGAAAGAUAACCGGCGUUACCCAGCCCAUCAACUUGGUGCCUAUCGAUGAGUACCGUUGUGUGGUGCUGUGUAAACGAGAACUGAGGGUCUAUGACCUCAACCAGGGCAAAUUCGUGGUGUCCCUAAAAGGCGUGAUGAACCAGAAGAUGCCAUACUACGGUCUCCACGACCCCAAGCACCUGGUCGCCUUGUCGCGGAACAGGAUGUACGUGAACCUGAUGAACAUCGAGACGGGAGACUGUGUCACCACCUUCAAGGCUGGGGAGGACAGAUUCCUGAACUCGCUGCUUGUUUCUGGCGAUGGAAGGGUGCUGGUAUGCGGAGAUGAGACACAAAAGCCGUUCCCGCUCCUCGUAUGGUCGCUGACGUCACGGAAGCUUCUCUACGACCUACGUAUACCGCACCACGACUUCGUCACGUCCAAGGCUGCUAUCACAUAUGAGGGGUCAUACGUCUGCGUAGUCUCCCGAGAGCUAGACGAGCCGAGCCCCAACUUCAUCGUAGUCUACGAUCUGCAGUCGGGCACGCUCUUCAAGAAGUGGAAGCCUGGAUGUGACACUGUAGCCCUGGCCAUCAGUUCUGUGGACGGCUGCGUAGUGUCAGGGUUGGCUGAUACUAGGAUACUCGUCUGGGACUUGGUCACAGGGAACUGCCGCCUAACACUGCGCGGUCACGGCGCGGCGCCGGCGCGUCUCCGCCUCGCCCGGGCCGGCGGCGUGUUGUUGUCCGCGGACGAUCAGUGCCGGGACCUGUCUGUGCGUCUCUGGGACUUGCAUACAGGAAAGCUAAUAGCAGUGUACACACCGCCGGAGCGUAUCACAUCGUGCGAGGUGCUGCUGGGAGGCUCCGUGCUAGCGCUGGCGCUGGAGAACUACAAGGAUAUCCUUUGCGUCAAGCUGUGCGGGCCGCCUGUGGACUCAGUCACUCAGGGCCGAGACGCGGAGUACGACGACCGACCGUACGGCGACCCGGCGCUCGAGGGCCGGACGUUCGACGUCCGGGGCGCGGAGACCUGCUGAUAUGGCCGAUGCAUCGGGUUCCAUGUCUCCUUCAGCCAUUGCUUUAGGACUUGGCUCUACACUAAUAUUGUGCGAUUCUAAACAUCGUAUGUACAAAUACAUUUCAAAAUCAUGGGUAUGCCGAGGAUAAAGCCUGGCGUCAACUACGCUUGCCGAGUCGAGUCUCAUUAAUUCGCCUUCUGCAUUUCUAAAACUGCGUCCAUUAAUGACUCGUCUAAUCGCAUUCAAAUGUAUCCUCAUACGUUUGAAUGCGAUUAGACGAGUCAUUUCGAUUCGACGCGGCUCAAUUCCGCCUAAGUCGACGCCAGGCUUAAUAAUUCAAUGCGGCCGCUAUAGUAACCGAUUCAGACACUGAUUAAAAAUCUACCGUCUGAAAAAUGGGUAAUGUUUAUCUUUCGAUUUUAGUUUUUUUUUUUCGUUAGUGCUGAAAAUGCAAAACGCAUUUCUAUAUUGAUCGAUGGUGGAUGUCUAAUUAAAGAUACCCACAUAAUUAUGUAUAAAUGAUGAAAAUAUCAGUAAUUUUCCAAUUUAUAAUUAAAUAUGAAAGUUAAUCAGCGCCCAGUUUCAAAAAUGUCUAAAUAGCGAGAUCCAUCGGAAAUUUUGGUGUCUAUAUUGAAAUAUUACAGAUUACCUAUAAAAAAAAAGAAUGGGUGUAGAGUAAGUCCUUCAGUGUACAUUUGUAACAUCAAAAUACUUUCUAACUUAUUUGGAAAUGUUACCUUAGAAACCUAAAAGUAUGGUGUAAUAAUUUCGUAUGGGAGUAUAGGUACUACUGACCAAUGGAUAAAUAAAGAACCAAUAUUUCAUGUAAUGUAACAUAGGUACAUAGAUUGUUUCUUUAUUUAAGCCUAAGAAUUGAUGAAUUUGCAUAUAUUUAAAACAAACUAAUAAUAAAGACAAGAGUUGGGCUCAAAUAAUAUUUUGACAUUUUUGACAAUGUUCAAAAUGUAUACGAAUAGGACACGUUCAUGACUCACCAUAUACGAGACUGUCUUUCCGGAGAAAUUGUCUGUGGUUAUAAAGUUCUGUCAGAAAAUACUGAAUUUUAAGAACUAAGGCCGGCAACAGUCAGUCUUAAAUUUCAUAAUCUUAAAAAAUGUCUUAUUUCACACACAGUCUUAUUUUUUAAGAUUAUGAAUUUUUUCAGAUUGAUCUGACAGAUUGCGAACAAUCUGAAUUUUAAGAAUGUGUGUGGCAAGGUACUCGAUCUGAAUUUAUAAGAUUAUGACUUUUUAAGAUUAUGAAAUUUAAGACUGUCUGUUGCCG